Molecule: messenger RNA, 2708 nt
Organism: Chara braunii
Lineage: Eukaryota; Viridiplantae; Streptophyta; Charophyceae; Charales; Characeae
Source: the annotation of a GenBank genome assembly
CCGUAGGGAGUACCCAUAGCCAGGUCAAGUGUGAGGUUGUGAGGGAGAGGGACUCGAGAGGUAUCACAAAGAGAUACCUUGGUGAGAGAGAGAGAAGUGAGGCUGAGAGAGAGCAACCGUACGUAUUAGAGCUUGCUGGCGGCCAUAGCCACAUCUUCCUGUACAGAGACAAUCUUGUGUUAUCGAGUUGAUUGGCAGAUAGUCUUCAAGCUCGUGGGCAGGAUAACGCGGGAAACGCGGGGUUGGCUGAUGACAAGCUUAGCCUACUGCGGGGAGAAGGUGUGGCAGGCCUCACCGCAGAAUGUCAAUGUCUAGAACGCCUGCCAGAGGAGCACCCACUUCUCCUUUGGGUGCUAAUUUGGGUCCAUUAAUUGCUGGCAGGAGAGCAUCUCAGCAGUCACAGACCUCAAUGGUUUGGCACAGACAGGAGUUGAAGCAUUCACGGUAUGCUUCUGUUGGCGAGUCCCUUGUAAAUGAAGAGGAUGAUGAGGAGCAGCGGGAGGAUGAUGGCAACAGUAACAGUGAAGAGGAUGAAAGGGAUUUCUGGCUCAGACCAACAAGUAAUAGUGAAGCAAUCUGGGUGUCCGCAUGCUUUGUGGAGAGUUCCUUGAGGUCAGAUGGACUAGAGCGUCCGAUAACUGCCCUUGACUGUCAUCCAAGAAAUCCUCAGCUGAUUGCGGCAGCAUAUGGAAGCCCACAGACAUCUCCGAUGGUUAUGAAGCCAACACAUGCCGUGACUCGCCGGCCUCUUCUCGGGUCAGCAACAGCGUGGUCAACACCCUUUGCCCUGUGGGAAGGAACAAAAAGAGGAAUUGGGGAAGGUGGUCAAGGUGUGGUAGAGGACGAGGGCAGGGUGCUUAUCUGGUCCCUGCAACAGCAUGAGCAACCAGAGGGGCAGUUUACAUGUGAUUCUAUGGUAACUGCUCUUAUCUGGGACCCUGGAAGCCCAUGGGUUGUCCUGGCAGGGACAUAUUCGGGGCAAAUUGUAUCAUGGGAUAUGAGAGUUGGGCAGCAACCUGUUCAGAAAAGCCCUCUUGUAUUUGGGAGGGGAGGUGGCCAUGCACAUCCUGUUUAUGUCUUGGAGAAGGUUGGUGAUGGAGGCAGCAGCAUGUUUGCAACUGCGAGCACGGAUGGGCGGAUGUGCAUGUGGAAGCGUGGCAUGCUUGGGAAGGUGUACGAGGUUAUCCAGAUUUCUCAGCCGAAGGGAGGCUUAUAUGCGUUUGACAUUGGUAUCACUGCUGCUGGUUUUCCAUCGUGUGAGACUGACUCGUUCUAUGUUGGUAGCGAGGGUGGCCAUGUCUAUCAGGUUGUGAAGCUUGGAAGUGGAGCUGGAGCAGAUGCACGCAUUCGUGAGGAGUUUGGUGUUGGGAAAGUGGGUGAGGGUGUGAGCUCCAGGCCUCCAGGCGGCAGUACAGUUCCAGAAGCUGCAUUCUCGACUGUGCCGGGGGUGUCAGGGGCUGGUGGCAAUGCGCGGAAACUCUGGUCACCAGGUCUUAGCCAGGGCCUCUUAAGCCGCAUUAAGACCUCCCGUCAACGUGGUAUAGCUCACCAUGCACCUGUGACUGCCCUUCAUUGUCACCCGUCCGGAAUUGGGCCUACUGCUGGGGCAGGGGGCGUCGAGUUUGCGAGAGGUGCAGUGGGAGGAAGUCGAGCAAUGAAUUUGCCCGCUCUCAGUCUAUCGGACUUGGUGUUGACAUCAUCGGUUGACUGGACCUGCAAGCUUUGGUACGUAAGAAAUACUGCACAGCCUGUUUGCAUCUUUGAGGAAGCUAGUGAAUACUGUUUUGAUGUGCGUUGGUCACCAGUCAACCCAUCAGUAUUUGUAUUAGCUUGUGGAGAUGGGAACGUCCAGGUGUGGAACCUUAAUAGGAGUAUGGACCACCCAUUGGUCCGUGCAAGCGCAGUAGGCUCAGAUGUAGGGAACAUGAGACACGGGGAUUGUUUGGGUGGGCCACUUCAUGGACCUGGAAUUCAAGGAGGAGAGGUGGUCAGCAGAACCAUACCUGCGGGCCUGAGUGGUGAUCCAACAAGGGGUGCAAGAAGAGCAGUGAGCAAGGUGCGUUGGUCGCUGGAUGGACGGAAGAUCAUCACUGGUGAUAAUGCAGGUGUCAUCUAUGUUUAUGACCUGGCAACUGAGGUUGCAUGUAUGGAGGUUGAUGAGAGUGAACAGCUGCAAAGGAAGUUGAAGAAGAUGACCACCCUAGAUGGCUUUGUAUAGUUGGAUAGGGCUUUAUUGCAUUGCACCACCUUUCAGUUAGCUAUUUAGAUGACAGGUAGAGAAAAACCAGAUGCAAAUCCGCUUCUUCCCACUUCAAAAGAAAAGUUAUUGAGCUUAAGCAGGGAUUGAUUGGUGGGGAAGUCAAUGUCAGCAAUAAAUUGGUGGGUAUUGUAUGGUUAUCGCGCGAUGAUGCCAUUGCAGGGCGACAGUACCGGUUGAUCAGAGCUAUUAUUCUACUGGAAAAAAGUAUUGACGCAGUACCAGUUGGGGCAAGAGGGGAAGUGGUGGUGGAUUGCAGGUCUCUCUCUCUCAUACCUUGUGGCCUCCUUGUAUCCACAAUGAGCUGGUGAUGUCAUCCAGCUCAACCAUCCAUAACUGCGAUUAUAUGUAGGUGCUCAUGAAAAGCCCAUUAUCUUCAGGGUUGUCUGUUUGUCAUUUUCUUUUUCGCCGCAUUCUUUGUCUCUUCCCAAGUUGGUUUACAUAUUUGUUA